CACUGACUGAUACUGCAGCCCUCGCUCAGGGCACCACCUGCAGCUCUCUCACCAGCCGGCACUACCCGGCAGGUCACUUUGCAUUCUGCGCCAUCAAGAACAGCCCGACUAGCAAGAUCAGCAGCAUGAGCACCACACCAAACACUUACGCCGACAAAGUACACACACCCGUAGCCGAAGGCGCACACUACAAUGACGAGACUGCGCUGCGCCUCGACGUGUCCGCCCCUGGCACGGACAACAAGAAGGGCGAUGGCGAUAGCUCCGUGCCCAUGGAUAAGAACGGCCGUCCUCUAGUCAAGUUCUUCAAAUGGCACAUGACCCGCAAGCAGCGGAUUCUCCUCAUCAGCGGCCUGGUGAUCCUUCUCAUCGGUGUGAUCCUUCUCAUCGUGUUCCUGGCCAUCAUCCCGGCCAUCAUCCAGCACUACGUCAACUCGGUGGAACUCAGUAUUAACUACCUGGACGUCAAGAGCAUCCCGAGCGACACAGCGCUGAACGUCGAGCUGAGCUUCAACGUGCAGCACGAUAUCGGUAUCGCCGCUACCACGGACGACAUCACUGCUUCAUUACUGUACGGCGGCGUCGCUUUUGGGUCUGUGGUGAUCCCCGGUCUUGAUAUCAAGACGGGUGAGCAGAACUACAACCUGACGGUCGAUGGGUCGCUCACGUUGACGGAUAUCGACGCCUUCAACUUGAUGGCGGAGGGUCUGGUUGAGGACUCUGAGAUCUCGCUCGAAGCCUCGGCCACCGUAAAGGCGCACACCCUGGGCUUGACUUACGGUGGUCUGGACCUGGAGCGCACGUUGCCACUUAAGGGCUUUAACCAGUUCAGCGAUCCCGCUCCGGAGAUCGACUACAUCGACUGGUUCGGCUGCUCCAACGACGUGUACCAGAUGGACAUCAACGUGACUUUGACCAACCCGUCCAACAUGGGGCUGGACGGCAUCGGUGCGCUUAAUCUGAGUCUGUACUACGCUGACAGCUAUCUGGGUUACGCCGAGUCACUCAAGCCUGAGCUGGGUCUGCCGCGUGGCGAGAGCGUGCAGCUCUUCCGUGCUACGGUGCCGCAGGACUCAACGGCACUCAGCAGCAUGGCGCUGGGUGUCGUGGGCGGCAGUGCGCAAUUCUACAUCACGGGCGACAACCCAUACUCGACCGAGUACACGCAGUUCCAGGAAGCUAUUAGCAAGGUCAACAUGAGCAUCCUCUACACGGACGGUCUCUCCAGCUUGGGCUUCAACACGUCGUGUGAUAUCCUCUCGCUCCUCGCUUAAAGAAGAAAAGUUAUUAGAUCAUGGUAGCGGUAGCAAAAACGAGCUGAACUAGCUAUAAAAGUUAGUAAAUACUAGUAGUGUGUAACCCUAAGUUGAGCAUUCAUCGUUGCUGGUACCAGAGAGCAAGAGAAGAUCAAGCAAAGAUAUCGAGCGUAUGGCUCUGACUUUCGCUUCCCGCAAGGGAACUGCACCGCUGUCAUUACAAUGAUCGACUAUACGUACACUCUAGUAGCCCAGCACGGUCAGGAAAUUGGAAACGC
This is a messenger RNA of Phytophthora nicotianae INRA-310, 1534 nucleotides long. RefSeq lists its product as hypothetical. Gene Ontology annotation, cellular component: fungal-type vacuole membrane. The record is from RefSeq and is a predicted model, not a curated record. NCBI's taxonomy places the organism in Eukaryota, Oomycota, Peronosporomycetes, Peronosporales, Peronosporaceae. Bases 126 to 1274 code for a protein of 382 amino acids. The transcript has a single exon.